AUGCCGCACACAGGAGUUUUCUUCAUACCCUCUAGCCCUAAUGCCCCCAACAUCCUAGGCCCGCUCACAGAGCGCCUGCGCUCCGUCUACGGCGACGAGGCAAUCCCCAUCGGACGUUGGGGCCUAGAACACAAACUAAUGCGCGACACACCUUCUUGUCUGCCAGCAUCCGCGCAUGCCCCCAACCCAGCACCGCGAGCACGUUAUGUCCAAUUCCUAUCAAUGACGAACCACCCCAAGCUUGGGUUUGUGUAUGCUUCUGAAGACGAUGAUAAUGAAACCCAGACCAAUCAGCCCAUAACAGGGAGGGAAAAGACGGAGUCUGGGAUGAUCAUGUCCACUGUCCCGAUCGCUUCCUCGUCGGAGAUUUUCCGUCAUUUUGUGCGCUGCUGUGAACCGAUUUGGUGUCAUCGACAUACCGUCACGGUGACGGGGACGGUGUAUGAUGUCGGCGAUUUUAGGGUGCGGUUAGGUGAAGUGCGACAGACACAGCCGCAGGCGAGGCCCAGGGGCACGAUUAUGGAGGUUGAGUGGAGAGGGCCGUCGAUGAUUGCGGAUGCUUUAUCGCCAGUUUCUUCGUCUCUAGGCCUUGACAAGACCCAAGAUAGCGGUGUGUUGGCGAUGGAUGUAGAUGGGGAUAUUGAUUCGGCUAUGGAAACGCCCUAUAUUCCUACUGAGUCCGAGAUACAACUUGAAUACGAGCAGAUCUCGCAUUUGAUUCGGGAGUUUUGGACAAAAAUUUAUAGCUCCAACGACGCCACCACCAAUAACAAACAACUACCGACCACCAUCCGCGAAGCAAUCCUUAUUCCAGAUGUAGGUCGGGAAUUAAAACAAAGGAUAGCGCAGCGCCGACAACCGGGUUGGCAAGAACGAGAGAAUAGGCGACGGAGAAAGAGGCGUGAGGCUAUCGCGUUGGAUAGGAGUUGGGGUGGGGUUUCCGAAAAGCAACAGCAACAGCAAGAUGAAGAGGAAGAUGAUAUGGAUGCUGGGGUUGACUUGGCGAGGCAGUAUAUGGAGCUUUUUCGUUUUAAUCGUUAA
Molecule: messenger RNA, 1041 nt
Organism: Talaromyces marneffei
Lineage: Eukaryota; Fungi; Ascomycota; Eurotiomycetes; Eurotiales; Trichocomaceae
Exons: 2
Coding region: 1-1041 (346 amino acids)
Biological process (GO): regulation of transcription by RNA polymerase II
Cellular component (GO): mediator complex
Molecular function (GO): transcription coregulator activity
Source: RefSeq, a predicted model, not a curated record